This is a messenger RNA of Jaculus jaculus (lesser Egyptian jerboa), 891 nucleotides long. Its product is annotated as protein FAM104A-like. NCBI's taxonomy places the organism in Eukaryota, Metazoa, Chordata, Mammalia, Rodentia, Dipodidae. The transcript has a single exon. Bases 121 to 489 code for a protein of 122 amino acids. The record is from RefSeq and is a predicted model, not a curated record.
UGGUGGGCCAGCUCAGCCAGCUCCAGCUAUUAAUUAUUACCUCCACGUCAACUCAUAUCACAGGUCUCUCUGCUCAAGUUUGUGAUGAAGGGUUGAUCUAAGACUGAUUUUCAGACUGCAAUGGCUGUGGAAAGGAAAAGGAGAAGGAAUGGCAAUGAAGAGGACACCCACCUUCCCCCCCUGACCAAGAGGAGUAGUCGAAGCCCUGUCUUUCAGGACUCCUGGGACACCGAGUCUUCCAGCAGUGAUGGUGGGGGGAGCAGCAGCAGCAGCAGCAGCAGCAGCAGCAGCAGCAACAUCAGCAGCCCGGACAUGGCCAGCGGGCCAGAGCGCAGCUUGAGCAACAUCAUCCCCGGAUCCAGCCCCAGUACUCCUCAGCCGGUGCCCGAGCAGUCUGUGCUGUGCCAAGGCCCGUACUUCUGCAUCAAUCAGACCCUGAAGGAGGCCAACUUUCACAGCCUCCAGCACCGAGGACGGCCCCCAACAUGAUGCCGGCAGCUUCUUGCCUUCUGUGAAGGGACAGCACUGUGCAGAUCCUGAAUCUCAACUUACGAUUGGUUUUUAAACAUUGCACACAAAAAUGCCUGUUGGCUUCCAGUCUAUAUUUGAAAGAACAGGCUGACAGGCAGUUGUUUACUUGUGGUUUUGCUGCACUAUUGCAAUUUCAAAGGGGCUUUGGAGCAAUUUUUUAUAGAUGCUUAGGAGGGAGGGCAUCAGAUCCAUGUCAAGGUAGCGUAUGUCUGUGGAGGUCUCAUCUGUGUGUUGCAUCCAUAGUGUGUCUGGUGCAGACUGAUUUCCCAAUCUGUUAAUUAGAAAUUCUACUUUCUGUAAAAGGGCCUUUUAAAAAUGCGGAAUCUUCAAUCUUUUUUAACUCAAUAAACUAGUAAAAAG